AAUGAAAAUUGUUCAACAUUUUAAAUUAAUAAUAAUUAUUAUUUAUUAUUAAUCAAUCUCACAAAUCGUAUUCUUGUCUAAUGUCUAUGAUCAUAAUGUAGUAUUGCAGUAUUCCUAUUUCCUACUUUCUUAAAGCUAAUAGGUUUUCAAAUUUUAUACUCAAGGAAACUUAGUGUAAAUUAACUUACUAAACAUUAGUUUAUGAUUUAUUAUGUAUGAUGUAUUUGGGUUCAAUUUUUCCAAAUAGUAGUAUAAAUAAUAUUUUGUAGUUAGAGAUGCAUUGUAUUCCUAUUUGGCUUCAUAAAGUACAAGAUAAAGAUAAAAUUCAACAAUGUAUUUACAGUAUUUGCUUCAGUAUUGAUGGUUCUCAAUUACUAGCAACAGCCGGUCAUGAUAUUCUUAUCUACAGAUCUAUCGAUGGACAUCUUUUACAAACUUUAAAAGGACAUAAAGAAAAUGUUAUUUGUUUGACAAAUGCUAAAAAUGGUAAAUUAUUUGCUUCUGGCUCGGCAGAUAAAUCAGUUAUUCUUUGGUCAUCCAAAUUUGAACCAGUUGGAAAAUACAACCACAAUGACACAGUCCAGUGCAUGGAUUUUAAUUCAAUAACUCAUCACUUAGCAAGUUGCGGUUCUAUGGAAUUUGGUUUAUACUCCUUAGAACAAAAAUCUGUUCAAAAAUAUAAAAUCUCGUGUAAAAUAAAUACAUGUGCCUGGUCAACAGAUGGUCAAUCAUUAGCUCUUGGUUGUGAUAAUGGAUGUAUUUCCUUACGCAAUCGAAGCGGGGAGGAAGUUGCAAAUAUUGAGCUAUCUGAUGGACAAUCUGUUUGGGCAAUUACGUGGUUAUCGUCUAAAUAUAACGAAGAUGAAAUAUUAUGCAUUACUGAUUGGGGACAAAAAUUAUCAUUUUAUAAUAAAAAUGGUUCUGAAACUUUAAAGAAUAAAAACAUACAUUUGGAAGCUUUAACAAUUAAAACCCUAAAUAAUGAUUCCUAUUUAUUAAUUGGUGGUUGUAAAGGAAAAUGCUCCAUAUUUUCUAUUGAUGGAAUAAAGUUGAGUGAAUUUGAAGACAAGCACAGUUGGAUUUGGGCCUCUUCUGUGCAUCCACAUUCAAAAUUUGUUGCGUUAGGUUGUCAAGAUGGAACAUUAGCGUAUUACAAAAUCGAGUUCAGUGUAAUACAUGGACUUUAUCAAGAAAAAUAUGCAUACAGAGAAAAUAUGACAGAUGUUGUCGUUCAAGAUUUAGUUACUAACAAAAAAGUGAGAAUAAAAUGCAGAGAUUUAAUUAAAAAAAUUGCAAUUUAUAAAGAUCGAUUGGCUGUUCAAUUACCAUCAAAAAUAGUAAUAUAUGAAUCAUCUUCAAUUCAAACAUCUGAAAUGCACUAUAGGAUCAAAGAAAAAUUGUCUGAAAAUGCUGUUUGUAAUCUACUAGUAGUUUGUUCAAACAAUCUAGUUUUGUGUCAAGAAACAAGACUUCAAUGUUUAUCAUUAGCUGGUAUAUAUGAACGUGAAUGGACCAUGAAUUCUGUUGUGAAAUAUUUAAAAGUUAUUGGAGGUUCUCCAGGCAGAGAACAAAUUUUGGUUGGAUUACAUAAUGGACAAGUUUUGAUGUUACGUGUUAAUAGUUUAGUUGUGCAGCAAUUAUUUAAUGUUACUAAAAGUGUCCGUUGUUUCGAUGUUAAUAUAUCAAUGGACAAAGCAGCUAUUGUUGAUGAUGAAAACAAGUGUUCAUUUUUUGAUAUGAAAUCAAAAAAGCUUCUUUUUCAAGAGUCUGAUAUUACUAGUGUGGUUUGGAAUUCAAAAUUUUCUGACAUGGCAUGUUUUUCGGGUAAACAUAUAUUUAAUAUCAAAGUUAAUGAAUUUCCAGCUCAUCAACAGCGUAUCAUAGGACAUGUAAUUGGCAUGUGGGGUUCUAAAAUAUUUUCUCUAAACGAUUCUAUAGUAUCUGUUAUUGAAGUUGCAUUAUCAGUUCCAUUAUAUCAAUAUUUAGAAAAAAAAUAUUUUAGCAAAGCAUAUCAAAUUGCCUGUCUUAAUGUCACUGAUACUGAUUGGAAAAUACUAGCUCGAGAAGCCUUAGAACAUUUUGAUCUCAUAAUUGCCAAGAAGGCUUUUGCUAAUAUUAAUGAACUGAAAUACUUGGAGCUAAUUACACUAUAUGAAGAAAAAGGAUCACACAAUGAUAAAGACAAACAUUGUCUGCUGGCUGAUGUACUUGCUUACGAAGGAAAGUUCAAAGAAGCUGCUAGAAUUUAUCAAAAAUGGGGUUUUGAACAUAAAGCUUUUACCAUGUAUACCGAUUUGAGAAUGUUUGAUUUGGCACAAGAAUUUAUUGGAUUAAAUACGGCUGGUGAAAAUAAAGAACUACUUAUUAAACGUGCUGAAUGGGCUAUGAGUAUUGAUGAACAUAAAGUAGCAGCAGAACUUUAUAUUUCAGCUGAAGAAUUCGACCGUUCUAUUGAUAUUAUGGUUCAUAAUUGUUGGACUCACAUGCUUUUAGAACUUGGACGUCACACUGACAAAGCUGAAGAAGUAGUUUUAAGUAGAAUUGGUGAUGAGCUCCGUAAACUAGGCGAUACAGAAAGUGCUGUUGAAAUAUAUGCUAAAUUGGGCAAGGAUAUGGGACCUGACAUGGUAUCUUUGCAUGUAGAGGCCCAUAAUUGGGAUCAAGCCUUUGCCCUAGUUGAAAAAAACCCAAUAUUUGCUCCUCUAGUAUACUUACCUUAUGCUGAAUGGCUGGCAGAAAAUGAUAAAUUUGUUGAAGCACAAAAAGCUUUUCUUAAAGGUGGCCGACCAGAACGUGCAUUCCAGGUAUUACAGAUGCUGACCGAAAAUGCUGUUGACGAACAACGUUUUCAAGAUGCUGGUCAUUAUUAUUGGUUAUUAAGUAGACAAUAUUUAAAUAUUGCUUCAAAUAGUAAUGAAACCUCUGACAAAAUGAUAAGCCAACACAAUUUAUAUGACAAGUAUGCUUCAAUAUAUUAUGCAUACAAUGCUAUUCACCGUUACAUGGAGGAUCCUUUUAUGUCAUAUCAACCAGAAACUUUAUUCAAUAUAUCAAGAUUUCUCAUGAAUAAGACAAAAAAUAUAAAUCUAAAAGGAGUUUCAAAAUUUGCAAUAUUAUAUACAUUAUCAAAACAAGCACUUACCAUGAGGGCAUUUAAGUUAGCAAGACAAAUUUUAACAAAAUUACAACAGCUGAGAAUUCCUUCUGAAUAUCAAGAUUAUAUAGAUCUUGCUUCAUUGAGUAUUCGUGCAAAGCCAUUUCAUGACAACGAAGAUCUUUUAUCAAUGUGUUAUCGUUGUUUAACUUAUAAUUCUCCAGUUGUUCCAACAUGUAUCACAUGCAAUCACAAGUUUAUAUUUUCCCACAUAAAAUUUGAAAUUUUACCACUGAUUGAAUUUCAAUUAGAAGAUAAUAUAUCAGAUACUGAGGCAUUGAAAUUAAUACAAAAUUCAUAUGAUGAAAGUAAACCUAAAGAGUCUGAAAAUAAAUCUCAGAAAAUUAAUACAUUGAUUUUAAAUGAAGAAAAUCAAGAUCAAUCUGUUGACCCGUUUACAUAUAAACUUAUGAAUUUUGAGAAUAAAGAAAAUACUUAUCAACCCAUAAAAGUAAACAAAAAUUUAUUAAAAUCAAUGAGCACCACUAGUAUAUUAGUUUGUAAAUGGCCAAAGCCAUUGAAGUUUAAAUACUACAGAAAUGUAUUACCUGGAUUUUCAGUGACUAACUGUCAAAAUUGUUUUAAGAUGUUUCAUUCAGAUGAAUAUGAAGUUGAAGUAUUAAGAUUAGGUUAUUGUCCAUUUUGCAGAACAAAGACAGGAUAGUAAUCAAAUAAGGAAAUGAAAAAAACUGUACUUUUAAGACAAAAAAAAAUAUAUUUUAAAAAUAUUAAGCAUCUGGCUUCUUGCUUUUACCCAACUUCUUUAGGGUCAAUGUAGCUCGUUUUUGUGAUUCCAAAAUGGCACUAGCCCUCCUCAGAGAAGCCUAAA
This is a messenger RNA of Myzus persicae (green peach aphid), 3983 nucleotides long. It is a transcript of the gene Oseg1, whose product is annotated as intraflagellar transport protein 122 homolog. Lineage: Eukaryota; Metazoa; Arthropoda; Insecta; Hemiptera; Aphididae. Gene Ontology annotation, biological process: intraciliary retrograde transport; non-motile cilium assembly; protein localization to cilium. The transcript is spliced from 26 exons. Bases 276 to 3818 code for a protein of 1180 amino acids. Gene Ontology annotation, molecular function: protein binding. The record is from RefSeq and is a predicted model, not a curated record. Gene Ontology annotation, cellular component: intraciliary transport particle A; non-motile cilium.